Paramuricea clavata is the source of this 215-nucleotide messenger RNA. Lineage: Eukaryota; Metazoa; Cnidaria; Anthozoa; Malacalcyonacea; Plexauridae. The record is from the annotation of a GenBank genome assembly.
GUUCUGAUACCACGAGCGCUUUCUAUGGCAAAGGCAAAGUAACGGCACUGAAAAUCGCGAAAAAGAAGGAGGAAUACGCAAAUCUUUUUGGAGUCAUGGGUAGAGAAAUUGCACCAUCGGCUGAACUAAAAAGUGGAUUGUAUAGAUUCAUAUGUCACCUAUAUGGUUUCGAAGAGUGUUCCGACGUCAAUGCUGUUCGAUAUCAAGCGUUUUGA